Molecule: messenger RNA, 974 nt
Organism: Aplosporella prunicola CBS 121167
Lineage: Eukaryota; Fungi; Ascomycota; Dothideomycetes; Botryosphaeriales; Aplosporellaceae
Exons: 1
Coding region: 129-728 (199 amino acids)
Source: RefSeq, a predicted model, not a curated record
AUAGCGCGCACGCGCCCCCGCCGACACGAGGGCGCGCACACGCGAAGGAUCCCCCCUCCGAUCGCCGUAGGCCCGCCCCGGCGGAGUCGCGCGUGCCUGCUUGGCAAAGGAUCGCGAAACGCGCCGUUAUGUUAUUUAUAGCAACGUCGAGCUCGAGUCGCAAGCGUGCGUAUCACCAUCGUAUCGCGUCGCUAAUCGCUGGCCGGGGCGUGUCAAUGCCGCGAAGAUCAGGCAGACGGACGCUGAUCACAGGGCUGGUCGCUGGCGGGGAGAUUGAGGGCGGGGCUGGCUGCCUAUGUAUGCGGAUUGCGGUCGUAAGGGCAAUACGUACGAUGGGAGGCGCUACGCGCGUCGUUGGGCGUUGUUUGGACUUGUUCUUGUGGUGGUGGCGGUGUCGUCAGUCUGUCCGUUUAUGCAUCUGUUCAUCCCCCCGUGCCAUCUCGGUCUUCGUACCCGCCUUCGCGCCUCCUACCUUUCUUGUACUUCACCGUCGUAUCCCUAUCCAUCCAUCCGCGUGCCUACAUACCUGCAUACGUACGUACCUCCCAGCAGCAGCAGCAGCCCAACACGAGGCACACGCCGCAAACACAAUCUCUCUCUCCCCUCCUCUGUCUCUCUCUCUCUCUCUCACUCCCGCAGCACGCAAUAGAUACGACACGACCCCCCUCACCCCCAGCAAGCCGUAUAACCGCCCAACAUCCAAUCCGUACAUAUACGCAUGUCAAUAAACACAGCCACAUAUCAAAUACCCCGCCCCAAACCCAACCCAACCCAAUCAAGCACAGAUACAUAUGCCUAUCGAAUCAGGCCCCAACGCGUGCGGCAUAGCGCAGUGCAGACAUCCAGGCAGCUUCGGCAACUCUUUUACCGCUCGGGCAGCAACAACCAUGCCGCCAACGCCAACAGCGCCGCCUCCACUCCAUUCCUCCGUACAUACGCACACACACAGCCGCGUCUGUCGUGUGCCAUAGCGA